AAAAAAUGAAAAAGUGUGAGCUCUGUGAUUCUUUAGCUAAGAUUUUCUGUGAAUCAGAUCAAGCCAUCUUGUGCUGGGAUUGUGAUUCCAUAGUUCACGGUGCCAAUUUUCUUGUUGCUAAACAUUUAAGAACUCUUCUCUGUCACAUCUGUCAGUCUCCGACACCCUGGACCGGCUCCGGACCGAAGCUCGGCCCGACCGUUUCCGUUUGCCAGGACUGCGUAGAUCGAAAUGAUUCCAGAGAGGAGAUAAACAACGAAGAAACACACGAUGACGAUGAUGUCGAUGAUGAGGACAGUAGUGAAGGCAACGAUGGCGGGGACAGCAGCGACGGUGAAGAAAAUCAAGUUGUUCCAUUAUCGUCUACUACUCCACUGUUACCCCGUUCUUCGACGAGCGAAGAAUGUUCGGACUUGAAGCGCUUGCAGAAGACCCUCCCUUGA
Molecule: messenger RNA, 443 nt
Organism: Hibiscus syriacus
Lineage: Eukaryota; Viridiplantae; Streptophyta; Magnoliopsida; Malvales; Malvaceae
Product: zinc finger protein CONSTANS-LIKE 9-like
Exons: 1
Coding region: 6-443 (145 amino acids)
Molecular function (GO): zinc ion binding
Source: RefSeq, a predicted model, not a curated record